AUGGGACGGAGCUGCUCCUUCCUCCUGCUCCUCUUCCUCCUGCCCCCGUGGCCCAGAGCCACCGUGGCGCUCCUGCAGUACCGCCACGACUGCGGGGAGCUGGGAAUGCAGCUUUUAGUCUUCCCGCCCCACGGCCGCUCUGUCCGCUUCAAGGUUCUGGACGAGUUUGGCUCCCGCUUCGACGUGGCCAACUGCUCCAUCUGCCUCCACUGGCUGAAUUCCAGGGAGGACGGCUCCGUCAUCUUCUCCUCCGGCUACAAGGGCUGCCACGUCCUGUUCAAGGAGAACCGCUACAUCCUGCGGGUGCAGCUGGAGGAGCUGCUGUCCAGCGGGAUGCCGCUCACCUCCUACGAGGUCAACAUGACCUGCCCCAAGCCAGGUGGCUCCGAGACGCUCCCAGGCGGAAAGCGGGACCAGGCCCGGGACAACGGAGUCCUGGUCUCCCACCAGGUCUCUGAGUCCUCCCUCACCCUCGUGGGAUCCCAGUUCACAUCCCAAGACCGCUUGGAGCAGGUUCACACCGUGGGACAGUACCAGCCCAGCUCAGCGCUCCCUGGGAUCCAGCACCAUUCCAGUCCGGCUCACUCGGGGCUUCUGUCCCAGCCUGGCGGGGUUCAUCCUGUCGCCCAAAUCCAGGGAACCUUCACCCGCCCGGGAGUGCAUUCCCCCCAGCCCGGGGGGCAGAGCCAGCCGGGGAUGCUUCGCCCGGUGCUCGUAUCCCAAAACCAUCCCAGUUUGCUGCAUUCCGGGGCGCAGAGCCAGCCGGGGCACCUGCAUCCAGGCUUUGUAUCCCCAAACCAGCCUGGGAUGGGGCAUCCCGGGGGCCAAAACCAACCAGGGCAACUUCGCCCAGGGUCCGUAUUCCAAAACCAGCCAGGGGGUCAAAACCAACCAGGGAUUCGUCCAGGGUCCGUAUUCCAAAACCAGCCAGGGGGUCAAAACCAACCAGGGAUUCGCCCAGGGUCUGUAUUCCAAAACCAGCCAGGGGGUCAAAACCAACCAGGGAUUCGUCCAGGGUCUGUAUUCCAAAACCAGCCAGGGGGUCAAAACCAACCAGGGAUUCGUCCAGGGUCUGUAUUCCAAAACCAGCCAGGGGGUCAAAACCAACCAGGGAUUCGCCCAGGGUCCGUGUUCCAAAACCAGCCAGGGGGUCAAAACCAACCAGGGAUUCGCCCAGGGUCCGUAUUCCAAAACCCUCCCCAGGGCCAAAACCAACACGGACAAUUUCGUCCAGGGUUUGUAUCCCCAAACCAGGCUGGGGGCCAAAACCAACCAGGGCAAUUUCGUCCAGGGUCUGUAUUCCAAAACCAGCCUGGGGGCCAAAACCAACCAGGGAUUCGUCCAGGGUUUAUAUCCCACAACCCUCCCAGGCGCCAAAACCAACCAGGGAUUCGCCCUGGGCUUGUGUCCCACAACCAGCCUGGCUUGAUGGCCACUGGUGCUCAGACUCCAGCAGGAUUCCUGCGCCCGGGAGCUCAGCCCCUGAACCGGCCGGGAAUAUCUCAUCCCAGCCAUCACUCCAACUCCCAAACCGGGCUCCAAGGCCAGCCUGAGCUGCUCCAUCCCGGCCAUCCCAACCCGGCUUUGGUGCCCCCGGGACUCUCAUCCUGGCCGGGUUUCAUCAGCCCUGGACUCCAGGCUCAGCCCCAGCCAGGCCUGGGACGCCCAGGGCUGCAGCCCCAGCCUGGAUUGCUGCAUUCUGGGAUUCACUCCCAGCCCAGCCUGCUGCAGUCCACAGCGCUCUUCUACCCCUCGGCGGGGGCAGGGAUGCCGCUGACGCGGGAGCAGUGCCAGGUGCCGGUGGGCCGGCUGCCCUGCGUGGCUCCGCAGGGACGGGAUGGAUGCCUGCAGGCGGGAUGCUGCUACGACGACAUGGACCGUACCACGCCCUGCUAUUACGGGAAUACCGCCACCGUGCAGUGCCUGCUGGAGGGACACUUCGUGCUGGUGGUCCCGCGGGGAACGGUGGCCCAGCCGUACAACCUGGACAGCGUGCGGCUGGCCAGCAGCCAGGCGGGAUGCGAGCCCCUCCACGCCUCCGAGGCCUUCGUCGUGUUCCGCUUCCCGGUCACCCACUGCGGCACCACCGUCCAGGUGGUGGAGGACAAGCUGAUCUACGAGAACCAGCUGAUCUCCACCAUCGACGUCCAGGGUUCCCCCCGUGGCUCCAUCACUCGGGACAGCGUCUACAUUCUCCGAGCUCGGUGCAUCUACAACGCCAGCGACCUCUUUCCCUUGGGAGUGGAGGUGGCCGUGCCCCCCACCGCCGCCCCCCUGGCCAUGCCGGGCCCGCUGGGGCUGCAGCUGCGGAUUGCCACCGACGAAUCCUACAGCUCCUACCACCCUGUGGGUGACUUCCCCCUGGUGAGGGUGCUCCGGGACCCCAUUUACGUGGAAGUCCGGCUGCUCCAGAAGACGGAUCCCAAUUUGGUGCUGGUGCUGCACCACUGCUGGGCCUCCCCCGGCCCCCACGCCACGUCCCAGCCCCAGUGGCCCAUCCUGGUGGAGGGGUGUCCCUUCCAAGGGGACAACUACAGGACAAGGCUGAUUCCCAUGGGUCCGGCCUCUCCGGAGCUGCCCUUCCCGAGCCACUACCAGCGCUUCGUCAUCUCCACCUUCGCCUUUGUGGAGCCCCCCGGAAUGGCUGUGCUGGAGGGGGAGGUGUACAUCUCCUGCAGCGCCUCCGUGUGCCACCUGGCCCAGCCGGAGCCCUGCCGGCCCUCCUGCCAGCUGGGAGUGCCCUCACGCGUGCGGAGGUCCGUGGGGGGCAGGAGGACAGGUGACGUCACGGGGACAGUCAUAUCCCAGGGACGCGUCGUCUUUCCCGAGGCUCCCGAGAGAAGGGGAACCCAGCAGAGAGGCUGAGGGCUCCGGACCCCACCUGGACGCUGUCGGAUGUCUCUGGGAAAGCUGGAAAAAUAAAACUAGCACAGAGCAC
Messenger RNA from Hirundo rustica (Barn swallow), 2938 nucleotides. It is a transcript of the gene ZP1, whose product is annotated as zona pellucida glycoprotein 1. Lineage: Eukaryota; Metazoa; Chordata; Aves; Passeriformes; Hirundinidae. The transcript has 12 exons. Gene Ontology annotation, biological process: prevention of polyspermy; binding of sperm to zona pellucida. Gene Ontology annotation, molecular function: acrosin binding; structural constituent of egg coat. Gene Ontology annotation, cellular component: egg coat. The record is from RefSeq and is a predicted model, not a curated record. Bases 1 to 2865 code for a protein of 954 amino acids.